This is a messenger RNA of Penicillium malachiteum, 1629 nucleotides long. RefSeq names its product carboxylesterase/lipase family protein. Lineage: Eukaryota; Fungi; Ascomycota; Eurotiomycetes; Eurotiales; Aspergillaceae. The transcript has a single exon. The record is from RefSeq and is a predicted model, not a curated record. Bases 1 to 1629 code for a protein of 542 amino acids.
AUGAGAGCUGUCUGGUUUUUUGUUCCAUUAUCUUUGGCCCAGUUUGUAUUGGCCAGUUUGGCCGGUCCUGUGGUCAAUACAUCCUAUGGCCAGGUUCAGGGUGCCGUCUCUCAGUACCGCAAAGAUGUAAAUGUCUUCCGAGGCAUGCCAUAUGCUAGCCCUCCGACUGGUGAAAAUCGGUUCAAAGCUCCCCAAGAGCCGCAAGCGUGGCAUGGGAUCCGGAACGCGACAGUAUUUGGCCCGCAGUGUGUGCAAAUCAGCUCAUCUGCUUCGAUCUUUACUACGGGCUCCACUGUAAUGAGUGAGGACUGUCUAUCCAUCAACGUCUGGGCGCCGUCAAACGCCACCUCUAAGUCAAAGCUUCCGGUAUACUUCUGGAUCUACGGUGGGCGUUAUUUCGAGGGCUCCGGCGAUGUCCCCACAUACGAUGGCUCCAACAUGGCUUCUAAAGAUAUCAUUGUGGUGACUUUCAAUUAUCGUCUGGGGAUUCUCGGUUACUUCGCACACCCUGAGCUUUCUGCAGAGUCCAUGCAUAACAGCUCUGGCAACUAUGGCAUGCUGGACAUGGUUGCAGCGUUGGAAUGGACUCACAAGAAUAUUGCCAGCUUUGGGGGUGAUCCGGAGCAUAUCACCGUCGGUGGCCAGUCAGCUGGUUCCUGUGGUGCGUUAGACAUGAUGCUUAGCCCAUUGGCUGAAGGACUUGGGGUGGUUGGCAUCAUUUCUGAGACAGGAGCUCGGGGAACCCACGACCCUUCGAUGGCCGGCUCUUCUACCAGCUAUCGCCAAAAGACUGACGCCGAAUCUUAUGGUGUGACUUUCCUUGAGGAUACCCUCAACCUGACUUCCAUAGAGGAGCUACGACAAGUACCAUACACGACACUUGUUGAGUACUAUCCACUCAAUGGAGACUAUUACGAGAGCACACCACUGGCCAACAUUAGUGCUUUUAUGGAGCCUCCAAUUUGGCGGCCUGUCUUGGAUGGCUAUGCAAUGCCGUACAGCUAUUCAGAUGCGCUGAAGUACAAUGCCCAUAAAGAUGUGCCUAUUCUGACUGGUAACAACGCGGAUGAGUCUGGCGCCCAAGUGACCCAAAGCUACAACGUCUCUACAUACAACACCACAUUCGGCGAAAUGUACGGCAAUAUGGCUGAUGAAUUCUUCAAGCUAUUUCCCGCUACUGGCAAUACCUCCGAUGUCACCGAAGUAGUGAACGCAAUGUAUCGAUCUCUCAGUCGUGUGGGAACCUGGACAUGGGCACUGGACUGGCAUAAAGGUGGUGCCAAAAGUGAUAUUUACACUUACUACUGGACACAUGCACCCCCAAUCGGUGGACAGGGAGCCUAUCACGGAUCAGAGCUAUACUACGCCUUUGGCGUGAUCCCUUAUGUCGAUUCAAGCGCAUCUUGGACUGAGACGGACUAUGCCGUCCAGAAGAAGAUGUCCUCCUAUUGGGCAAACUUUAUCAAAACUGGCAAUCCCAAUGGUCGAGACUUGCCCUUUUGGAGCCCAAGUCAGAAUGCGACAAAGACAAUGUGGCUCGGCAAUUCCUGGGGAAAUGAUGAAAUCGCUGCGAGUACAGAGAGAGUUCAAUUCAUAUUGGACUAUUACAAGACAUUGCCCGCUUGGUGA